Molecule: messenger RNA, 486 nt
Organism: Cooperia oncophora
Lineage: Eukaryota; Metazoa; Nematoda; Chromadorea; Rhabditida; Trichostrongylidae
Source: the annotation of a GenBank genome assembly
AUGAACUCACUGCGGCUUCUCGGUCUAUCUUGUCCCAUUUACAAUGCAGUAACCGCAAGGUCGCUCUGUUCACACCCUCUUGCGAACCUUUUGGGACGACUAAAUCACGUCGCAAUCGCCACACCAGAUCUCCAAAAAGCUUCGCAAUUUUACAAGAACCUUGGAGCGAAAGUUAGCGAACCAGUGCCACAACCAGAACAUGGCGUCUACACUGUAUUCGUUGAAUUACCAAACUCGAAGCUCGAGCUUCUUCACCCUCACGGAGAUAAGUCACCAAUCCAGGGCUUCCUGGACGAAAACAAGGCUGGCGGUAUGCAUCAUAUUUGCAUUGAAGUGGCCAAUAUUGCGAAAGCGAUGGAGACUGUGAAGGCGAAAGGAAUUCGAACACUUGGCGACAAGCCAAAAAUCGGCGCUCAUGGAAAGGACGUGAUCUUCCUUCAUCCGAAGGACUGCGGAGGCGUACUGAUCGAGCUAGAACAAGUGUAA